Molecule: messenger RNA, 1107 nt
Organism: Trichomonas vaginalis G3
Lineage: Eukaryota; Parabasalia; Trichomonadida; Trichomonadidae
Exons: 1
Coding region: 1-1107 (368 amino acids)
Source: RefSeq, a predicted model, not a curated record
AUGUUAAACGUUAAUAUUGAUUUUUAUUAUUGUGACCCUCAACCAGAAGACGUAGACAUUAACAAGGUAGACUUUCCAUUAGUGGAAUCAAUAAUGAUAGAUCCAGAAUUUGAAACAGUAAAUAUUUUAUUAACACAGAGUCCAUGUGGAAAACUUCACGCUGACAGAAUUACAGACGUUGAAGCACUCACAGGAUAUAAAGUUUGCCCCUUUUGCAAAGAAGAAGUAUAUUCUAUCCGUGAUGAUCCAGAAAGGAAAAACCAAAGAAGAUUUUUAAAACAUUGUGAGAAAUGUAAAGAAAAUAAUGGAAGAUUAAUUCAAGACGUUCAAUUGCAAAACACACAACAACCAUAUGCACCACAUAUCACGAAACAGAAGAUAUAUCAAUGGCUAUUAGCACAUAAUUUGCAGGAAUAUUAUAAACCAACAAGAUAUUAUAUUACUUUUGACUUCGAAACAUUAGAGACUAAAGAAGAACUUCAACUUUCUGAAUGUGCAACUUUGAACGCUUACUUAAAACCAUUUAUGGUAUCAUCAACUGUCAAAAUAAAGCCGCAAAGCGGCGAGGUCGUAGACCGUGAUAAAACAUUUACGAGGAAUUUUUGCUUAACAUCAAGUGAUUCGUUCAUCUCUGAUUGGAUUGAAUUUUUAUUUUCAACCUGUUCAUUAGUUGCUAAAUCAAAUAUUGAACAAUAUGAAGAAUUAAUGAAUACAUUAAAUGAGAAACAAAAGGAAGCAAUGAAAGAGCUUUUAGAUGAAGAAUUUAAUAAAGUGAAUAUCAUUGGUUUUAAUUCAGGAAAGUUUGAUUUAAAUUUAAUUCUUCGUGAUUUAAAUACUGCAAAAUGGAAGAUAAAAUCAAUGCUGGGUUCUUCUUCUCAAUUUAAGCAAGUCAUAGUAAAGAAAACAAACUGUCCAUAUGAAUUAAGAUUUAUUGACAUCAGAAAUUAUAUAGCGGGUGGAACAUUAGACCAAUUCACUCAAGAUUUCGGAAACAAUAAAUCACGUGUUAAAUCCUUUUUCCCUUAUCAAUUCAUCACAUGGGAGAAUUACGAAGAUGAAUUAUAUAAAAGGAACCAUUCACUCAAGAUUCAUUUUAUUCAGCAUUAA